This is a messenger RNA of Hypanus sabinus (Atlantic stingray), 5576 nucleotides long. It is a transcript of the gene cep85l, whose product is annotated as centrosomal protein 85, like. NCBI's taxonomy places the organism in Eukaryota, Metazoa, Chordata, Chondrichthyes, Myliobatiformes, Dasyatidae. Gene Ontology annotation, cellular component: centrosome. Bases 13 to 2412 code for a protein of 799 amino acids. The record is from RefSeq and is a predicted model, not a curated record. The transcript has 13 exons.
UAUGCAGAGACAAUGAGGAAAGCAAGUUCUGAUGUUGCACAUACUGGAUGGGUUCAAGGUUGUGAGGCAGUGUGGCAGGCCCCUGUGCUCUUGACCAGUGGUCGCAACAACACCAGCAGAAGAUUCAGCGCUACCUCCGAUAGUGGAGACACUGGAAUAGGCACUUCAAGCUCAGACAGCAUCGAAGAGCACUCAAGUGGAAUAUCAUCCUUCAAACCAAUCCGAUCACACGUUGCCAUCCCUACAGCCCAUGUCAUGCCUUCUACCUCUAAUCCCUCGCUAAGCAGACUUGGGGAAAAGGAUGAUGGAGCUCCCUGUACUAAAGUGAACCUUUCCAAGAUGUUGCCUAGCAAGUCACAAAAUGUUUUUACUCGGAACCCAUCCUUGGACAUGAAGGACCCCCGACCCAUCAGGAAAUGGUCGUCCCUCUCCAAGCUCAAUGGAACGGGGAAGGAGAGUCCUGACUGCGAGUUUGCUGGCAAUGGAAACUCUGCAAACUGUAUGGCCACUGUAACAAAUUUCAAUGUUAAGCCUAGUACAUAUGGGGAAACUGAGCUGGACAACUUUACAUAUCGCAACAGAGAAUGUUCAAAAACCCAGGAAACAAAGCGAUGGGAUACAUCUACCAAAGAGUUCUGCCAGAGCCAGUAUCCCAUUUCUGAUGGGCAGUACAAAUUUGAGAGUUUUUAUAAUGCUGCAGGUGACUCCUCUUUGUCAUCAUCCUCACCCAGCAAAAAGCGUUCAGACUUACCACUCAGUGCCUUGACUGCAACCAAAGCCAUCCCAGACGACCUGGAGACUUACAGACCGAGACGUGGCUUUAUGUCUUGGGAACACAAGCCCGCCUGUGGCGCAACAACUCCUUCUUCUCUGAGGACUCAGCGGUGGCUUAGUGACCAGAUGCAGGCCACUGCUCUUGGCCUUGGCCCCACUGAAGACUCUUGUGCAUUUACAGGUUGGCAGCAGAAACAGCCGCAGGAGCAGCUGAGGCAAGAAACCGAUCAGAAGCAGAUGCACACUAAGUCACCAUUGCAGGUUUCAAUGGUGUACCCCACCCAGUUAGACCAUGACCCAUGUCAAAAGGAUGCACAGUUAAAGAUAAAGGAGAGUCUGCUCAGAAAAAAGGACAUGAUUAUUGAACGCCAGGAGCAGCAAAUCUUCCAGCUUCAGCGAAAAAUACAAGAAAAUGAAUUACAAGUACAAAAGGCAUUUUUGGAGCAUGUCGACCCUGUACUCUUGCUGAAAACACAGCAGCUUCAGCCUCCUUGUGAGAAUGUGAGACAUUCACAGCUUACAGAAAUGUCCAAAGUGGUUGACUGUGGAAAAAAGGAUCUACAGCAAAGGCUGUCGGUUGCUGAACUUGAAAUUGUACGUCUCAAAGAAAAUCUCAAGAAAAAUGCACAAAAAUACAUGGAAGAUAUGAAGAGAAUUGAAGAGAAGAUGAAGGCACGAGAGAAGUAUAUUAGCAGCCUGAAAAAGAAGAUGCAAAAGGAAUCUGAGCAAAGUCAUGAACGGCAACAGAGGAUAGAAACUUUGGAGAAAUAUCUUGCAGACCUGCCCACCCUAGACGACUUUCAGAGCCAGAGCCAACAGCUUACAAUCCUGGAAGAGAAAAAUGAACAAUUUCAGAGUGCCUUCAAAGAUUUUGAGAGAAAACUAGGAGAAAAUCGGGUCCUUUGCAGAGAGAAGGAGGUCCUUCUGGAAAACUUGAAAAAAAGGGAGAAGGAAUUGGUCACUACUGUGCAAAGCCUACAGCAGAAGGUAGAAAAGUGCCUGGAAGAUGGAGCUCGGCUUCCCAUGCUGGACAUGAAGCAACUCCAGAAUGAGAAUGACUACCUCAGGAAAAGGUGUGAACAUGCCAGCAAGGUGAUUGACAAUCAAGAACAGCAAAUAGAAAAGUCCAACCUGGAGAAAAAGGCUUUAGAGGAAAGGUUGGCACAAGAAAAGUUCGCCUCACAGAUGUUUCGGAAGGAACUUGGAGAGACACAGAGAAACCUGCAGCUGUUGAAAGACCUCAUGGAAGACAAUUCAUCAAAGAACCAAAGGACAGCGGAAGAAAACUCAAAUUUAGAAGAACGAUCACAGGAAACUGAGAAGCACAAGCACUCCUCAGCUGACGAGAGAAGAGCCAUCCAGAUGGUGCUGAAGGAAAUGUCUAAUUGCCUGCGUGAUCUGCAGGCACUGUGCAAUAUUCUUACUCAGAGAGCACAGGGAAAGGAGCCAAAUCUUUCACUGUUACUUGGGAUACAAUCUUUGCAGUGUUCGGGUGAUGAAGAGAAUAACCACAGUGAUGAAUUUCUUUCAAAGAAGCUAACCGAUGUCUAUCAAUUACGGAAAGAUAUUGACGAAUUACGGACCAUAAUAUCUGACCGAUAUGCUCAGGAUAUGGGUGACAACUGUAUUACUCAGUGACAGCAUUUUUAUCUUGUAAGCACUUUUAUCCUGAGGACUUUCAUUAAAUAGCCAUAAAGCAGCAUUGCAACUAAUGUCUGAAUGAGCCAAGAACGAAGCUUUGUUGAAAGAUGGUGUUAUGGAAUGUACAAAUAUUUAACUCUUGGUUCUUAACCCCACACCCCAACCUAAAACUACUGAAGGUAAAAACUGAUUCCGACAAAUCUGAUUUAAAUUAAAGCUAUUUUAUUUGAUUAAGAGACUGUAUUUGAAUCUAGUGAUACAACUCAAUAUAUUUGAGUUGGCUAUGUGGCAUUGUUCAGACUGGUGAAUUUGACUUUAGAUUUUAACUUUCAAAAGUUUGAACUUUCAAGGGCUUAAAUGCCAAGCAGGCACAGAACACAACUGAUUAGGAAACUGUGAUUUAAUCCCCAUUUUUUUUAAUGGAGUUAACCUGCAGAAGAUUGAAGCUUUACAAUUUGCUAAUAUAAUAAGAACUGAGCUUCUGUGCAGCUCUUGGACUUGGUUAUGAUGUUUGAUUUUGCUUCACCAAGGUUGAUUAGUUGUUAAUAUUCAAUGCCUACCUUGCACAUUAGAGUACUGACUUAAAGUGCCAGAGAUGUGCAGGUGCUUCUGUAAAUUAAGACACAUCCUCCUUGAAAGGAAGGGUGAAACACUGGAAACAUUGUUUUACUUAAAGUGUGGAAGAUACCUAUUUGAACAAUUAACUUGUGUAGUUGAUCUGAAAACAAACUAUGAACAUAAUCUGAUCAUUGCUGGGCAAAGUUAUCUUCCAAGUCACAACAAUACUUGGGUUUUACUAGAUAAUACCAAGUAAAAAUCCAUCUCCACACUCUGCUUAUUUUUAUGGUAAGAUCACCAGCCUCAGAAUUUCACUCACUUUUUCAAAGAAGAGUCCUUCAUAGUCAGCACUGAAUAACAGGCUGAAUGACGUCUGAAAACACACCAAGCUGGAAUGAUCAAAUCUUGGGGAGAGCAACUUGUGUAAACUAUAUACUAAAAAAAAUAGAAACAAUUCACAGUUCAUUGUGAUUUACUAUAUAUGGUAUUCUCUCCGCACUUGCUGCAGCCAGUAAUUGACUGAAAAAAAUGUUGGAAGUAACAAAGAUUAUUUUCUAAAUAAUAAGGGUUUAGGAACACAGAAAUGUUCACUGAUUAGCUUAGGAUUAGAAUUAACACAAGCACUGAAAAUUACAUCAGCCCUAAAGCAGAAAGGUUAUCUAUAGCAUCCUUCUAAAUAGAAGCAAAAAGUUACUACGAUUAGACUCGUAGUGAGAAAGAUCAAAAUUUUUCUUUUCCCAUAAUGGUUAAACACCAAAGAGUAUAGAUCUGUAUUUGAAGUCAUGUGGGAAUGUAAUUCGAGCUCUGCUACUUUAAUUGGUUUAAAGACAAAUUUAAUAUUGACAUAGAAACAGAUGUAGUUAUAUAAAAGAUCAGCUCCAGAUAGGAAUAUGCAUAAUGAUCCAAAGUUCCAAAGUACGUUAUUAAACUAACACUGGAACAUGUUCUGUUUUGUAUAAAAGUGAAAAGUAGGAAAAUAUUUGCAAACUCUCAAUGCUACUUUAUAUGAAAUGAAAGGCAAGAUUAGUAGAUCAGGUUAGCUACUUGCUUUGUAGGGUAGUUCACUGAGCUUGGAGGUUAACUUGCUAACGUUUCACCUCCAGUUCAGGUGAUAUCAGAGUGCAAUUGAGUGUUUCUGCUGAGUGCUCGUGUAUAUAUUGGUCUGACGCGUUGUUCUGAUUGGGUGCUGUCUCACUGGCCGCCAGUCUCCAAUAGACCCAGCAGAGACGAGCGGCCAGUGUGACAGCACCCAAUCAGAACGGGUCAGACCAAUAUAAACAUGAGCUCACGGCAGAAACAACACUCAAUUGCGCACCGAUGAUGCCACCUCAAUUGGCGACGAAACAUUUGCAACUGAACUUCCAAGCUCGGCAAACAGUCCUGCAAGCAAACUGCGUCAUAUAGUGGAAGGACAGAGCAUUAGUCAUCAGUGCUUAAUGAUGGAAAAUAUUCGGGGAAAAAAAAAGCACAGGGAUAACUAUUGGAUUUUCUUCUUCUCUUAUGAGAAGGCACAGGCAUCUGGUAUCUUUCAUCCCACAGAUGAGAAAAAUAAAUCAGCAUAUUGGGGAAAAAAUGGUAUUGCUUUUGGUGCAUCAAUAGUCUGCAACACUGUGUGCCAUUGCAAAUGGAAAUUGAUUAUGCCUAGAGCAAAAGAGUAAAUAAUUAAUUGGUUCUUUCCACAUCACCACUGCAAUGCUUUUUUAAUUUAGUAUAGCAAAUUGGAUUUCGAGAUUGUUUUCUUUUUAAACUAAUAAUUAGACAAAAAUCACUCUAGAAAGAGAUGACUUGCUAAGUAAACAGAGUGACGGUGAUAAAUAUAUUUGUUAUUUUGAACAAAAUUCUACCAAAGGAAUUGUGGAAUAUAAAUUAUAAAAAUGCUUUGGGUGUUCUAAUUUUAUAGCAUAGAAAACCAUUGACAUUUUCUGCUUUGGAAUUCAUACUGCGGCAAUCUAGAAGUAUGUGAAAUAACCAAAAACGCUGUUCCUGUGUAAUGAUAAUGAUACCUUUCUACUCAUCUCUCCACAUACUACACACAGGCACUUGAUUAUGAACUGAGAUAGAACAUUUAAAUACUUAGGAAAAAUAUUUCACUUUGACCUGGUGUUGAUUCCAAUUGAUUCCAAUAUGUAGUAUAGCUUCCGUUCUCACAGAGGCCUCUUGUCCAAUUGGUUACAUAAGCUCGCCAUCUUUUUCUGCAUAUAUUCUUCUUCUCAAAGUAGUCUUUCUGAUCACCUUUUCCAGAAUUUCCACUGUAUAUCUACACUUUUCUUAAUGUUACCACAUAUUAUUCAGCCUAAAAGGUCAGAAAGCGAAUCUCUCUCUUUUUUGUAUUCUUGGAGUCUGUCAACAUGCCUAGUUUUAUUGGAUUAGGCAACACGAGAAACAAGUUUCUGAUUUUUUUUCGAAAUCAUUAACCAUGCCAUAUUGUAUGGCGUAGGUGAUCAUGGUCUCACGAUCAUGAAUGUUCUUGGCAAAUUUUUUCUUCAAGUGCUUUGCGAUUGCCUUUUUCUUGGCAGUGUCUUUUUGCAAGGCAGGUGACAUCAGCCAUAAUCAAUACUCUUCAGAGUAUUCUGCCUGGCAUCAGUGAUCGCAUAACCAGGAUU